This is a messenger RNA of Trypanosoma brucei brucei TREU927, 987 nucleotides long. RefSeq names its product nucleolar RNA-binding protein (gene Tb927.8.760). The record is from RefSeq and is a predicted model, not a curated record. The coding region runs from base 1 to 987 and encodes 328 amino acids. Lineage: Eukaryota; Euglenozoa; Kinetoplastea; Trypanosomatida; Trypanosomatidae. The transcript has a single exon.
AUGGAGGGUUUCUACGGUGUUGAAGUGAGUGCCGGGCAGAAGGUCAAACCGAAGAUACCCGAAGACCACGUACUUCGUCUCACACAAAUUGCUGUGCCUGCGAAUGCAAGUGGUGCUAUUACUCUUGUGAUAUCCUUUCAGGGGAAGGAAUUUACCAUUGCCACGCUUGACCCCAAGCGGAGCCUAUUUCAAAUGGGCAUCGACCUCGUGUUAACCGCAGAGCAGGGAACCACUCUUUCCGCCACGGGUUCUGGCUCAGUGCAUUUGACUGGAUACGUUCAACCUGUUGAUGAUGGAAGUGAUUUUGAUGAGGAAGAUGAUCUCGAUGAGGUGGAUGCUGAAGAUAUGGAAUCCUACGGAGUUCCCCCGAAAAGAGGAGGGAAAUCUGCCAAGUUUCCUGUAAGCGAAGAGAAUUCCGAUGAAGCAAAUGGUGACGGCGUCGAUGGAGACGACGAAUCCGAUGACGAGGAAGGUAUUGAAAAGGACAAUGAAGGAAUUGACGCGGGUGACGAAGACGACAAUGAUGAUGAUGAUGAAGCCUACGAUGAAGACGACAGUGACGAUGACGAUGACGAUGACGAUGAUGAAGAAGAUGAUAAUGAUAAUGAUAAUGACGAUGACGAUGACGAUGAUGAUGAUGAUGAUGAUGAUGACGAUGAUGAUGAUGAGCCAGCCAGUAAAGUGCAACGCACUGAGCAACAAGGGUUCCGUGGUGGUAAUCGCGGGGGGUUCCGUGGUGGGGACCGAAACGGUAACGGUGGUAAUCGCGGAGGGUUCCGUGGCGGAGACCGUGGAGGAAACCGUGGAAACUUCCGCGGCGGAGACCGAAGUGGUAACGGAGGAAACCGUGGAAACUUCCGUGGCGGAGAUCGUGGAGGAAACCGUGGCAACUUCCGUGGCGGGGAUCGUGGAGGAAACCGUGGUAACUUCCGUGGCGGGAAUCGCGGCAACUUCCGUGGCGGGAACUCUGGGAGGGGUCGUUACUAA